Molecule: messenger RNA, 2379 nt
Organism: Capsaspora owczarzaki ATCC 30864
Lineage: Eukaryota; Filasterea; Ministeriida; Capsasporidae
Exons: 2
Coding region: 1-2379 (792 amino acids)
Biological process (GO): regulation of DNA-templated transcription
Molecular function (GO): DNA-binding transcription factor activity
Source: RefSeq, a predicted model, not a curated record
AUGGCAGUGCGGCGACGACCAACGAAAGCGCGGGCGAACGAGCCGGAACGAAGGAGACCAAGGCCGAAUCCGACCGAUGACGCGAACGGUCAAUCCCAAGCUCAAUCCCAAACCCAAGCUCAGGCUCAGGCUCAGGCCCAGCCCCACUUGAAUGCUCAGCAGACGCGGUUUGGACAGCAGCCGCAUGCUCAGCCGCCGCCGCUGCUGCAGCGCCCGCGCAGACUCGCCCAGCAGUUGCGUCACUUGCCGCCACGUAUUGCCUUCACCGCACGGCCGCCGACGCCGCCAAUGGACGACGACUACGACGAGCACUUGCAUCAACACCAACACCUGCUGCGUCGCUCGGUCGACCGUCCGGCAUUGUGGCCUGCCCGUGGCCGUAGCAGUCAACGCCCGCGAACGUUGAACGCCGCCAAUCGCCCCGCUCAUGCUCCGUCCUCGUCGUCGCCCGAUUGCAAUGAGGACGGGUGUCCUGAGGACGAGAUGGGGCUGCAAGACGAGCUGCAGGCGCAAGCCCAGCAAUACGAGCUGCAGUUGGUGCUGCAGGAGCAGUGGGAAACGCCGACAGUACAGCUAAUGCGUGGCUCGAGUCCAACUCUUGCUGUCGACGAGCAGGCAAUCUUGCGUCCGGAAGACAUGUUUGAGCUCGACGACGACGUCGCAAUCAUGGAGCAAGACACAACUGUCGCACAACACCUUGCAGCAGAGACGUCUGGCACGGCGUUGGAUCGAAUGCUCGCUGGCGCCUCGUCAAUGCCCGCGGUGAUUGUCAUGCCGAUGACAUUCGAUGGAGAUUCCAACUGGGCUGACACUAUGCCCGACAACUUGGUCGUCACCGGCAACAGUGGUGAGACUUUGCGGGUUAUGAGUGGUAGCUCAGACCCCGAAAGCGAACCGACCGGGUUGGGCGUGCUGGCCGAGUUUGAGUUGUUGGACAACUCCUUUGCCAUGGCCAACACCUCGUUGAUUGAGAACUCCAUGGAGAAUGUAUUGUCGGCACUGUUAGGGCCUGCGGCAGACAUGCAUUCCAGCACCUCGGCUGCUGCUGCUGGGCACCUGCUUUCAUCGUCCAUCGACUUCAACGUCGACAGCCUGUUUGGCACCGCAGGCUUGUGCACGAGUGCCAAGGAUGCUGCUGCCUUGGACCGCGUGGAACCGGUUGCAGUGGUGUUGAACCACGCGUUCUGCCACAAUGCGGCAGCACUUCCGCUCCUGUCAACCACAGCAGACAAGCAAGCUGCAUGUCGGCCGCGAUCGCCGGUCGUGGCGGAAGACCUGGACUCGAGCGUAGCGCGAAAGCGCCAUUGCUCCACUCACGCUCGUGACACUUCUCAAGUCUCCAACGACGAUGCUGGACUGCAGGUACAAGCAUCCAACGAAACGGACUGUUUUCCGCUGCUUCCGCUGCCAGAAGUCGGCUUGCUUCUUGCUGGCCUUGACAAUGCUUGGCUCGAGCAGCUAGAGCCCCAGCACGAGCAAGAGCCUCUUGACAAGGCAACCACUAGCAUGGAGGACGACGGAUCCGGCGUUGGAAUGCUCGGUUCUGCCUGGUCGCGCGUCUCCACUGGAGUCACCCCCGACAAUCAGCAGAACGGCACGACUUUGGCUCAAAGCAGCGGCAACAACAACAACAACAACAACAACAAAAGCAGCAGCAGCAGCACCUGUAUUCAUGAAUCUCCUGCUGGUGCACCUGGAAAACAUGCACCCAUCCAGGCGAUCGACGACUCAAUCGCUGCAACACAUUUGUUGGACAUUACCGACCUGCUCAACUCGCUCGACGGCUACGUUGGGUUGAAUGAUACCACGACUGCCAGCCCAGCAUCAGCCAAGCCUCGCAAGCCCAAGUCACCCGCGCGGCGCGAACGCAAUCGGGUUGCGGCUGUACGGUGUCGGGAGCGGCACCGCUCUGAAAUGCAAGCUAUGGCGGCGUCGGAGCAACAGCUUCUCGAGAGCUCCCAGCAGUUGCAGCAGGAAAUGAAGCGACUCAUGCAGCAAGCCCUUGCUCUUGAGCACACACUGCUGCACCACCAGUGCACCAAUGCACGAGGGGGCCUGACUCCGCGCGAAGUUGAGCAGCUCUCGAUCGACUUGCGAGCUGUCCAUGCAGGCACAUAUGUCGAGCCGCAGGACCUCGGCGACUCAAACGCUGCUCCUGCUGCUUCACGCGAGUCCGCUCCGCCUCGCAGCUCUGCAGUCGCAGCACUUCGCUCUUCCAUCCUUCACAAGCGUCGCAGUGCAGCUCAACCCUCGCCGCCAGCAGGGCCAGAAUCGGAAGUCGGUCACGUUAGCUCUCGAAAUGCUGCAAUCCCGCAACCGCCGCCGCAACCAAAACGCCUGUCUGCCAAACUCUCCAAGAAGCAGCAGAUUGGUGGGUGA